AUGUCUAUAAACUUCAAUUUUACGGGGAAAGUAGUGCUGAUCACAGGCUCGAGUUCAGGUACCGGUGCUCAGACUGCCGUAGAGUUUGCCAGAGCCGGUGCACAUGUUGUGGUUACCGGUAGGCAAGCGGCGAAAGUGUCAGAAGUGGCCAAAGAGUGUCUUAAAGUAUCGCCAAAUCAGUCGAAACCACUGGAAGUGAUCGCAGAUGUGACUAAACCCCAGGACUUACGUAAACUCGUGGACACAACUAUCGGUCAUUUUGGGAAACUGGAUGUUUUGGUCAAUAAUGCCGGCGCCGGUGUUGGCGAUAAUAUUGCGGAUAAGGAUUUCUACGAGAAAUACCUGAAAGUAAUGCAAAUAAAUCUCAAUUCUGUGGUCUAUUUGACACAUCUAUGUGUCGAGCAUUUGGCGAAGACUAAGGGAAAUGUAGUCAACAUUUCGAGUGUAGGCGCUAUGCGAGCGGUUCAGGGUCUAGCAAGUUUAAGUAUGGCUAAAUGUGCAGUCGAUAUGUUUAGUACAUGUAUGGCAGCCGAGUUGGGUGCAAAAGGUAUCAGGGUUAAUGUUGUUAAUCCGGGUCCAAUUCGCACGGGAUUGUUAACAGCCAUGGGCACACCUGAAGUUAUAGCCACACAGUUAUGGGACGCCUACGGAAAGGUAUUGCCUGUGGGUAGAGCUGGUAUGCCGCAAGAUAUGGCUAAUGCUAUACUUUUCCUGGCAAGUGACCAUGCUGCUUUUAUUACUGGUGCUAAUUUGAUCGUGGAUGGUGGUAUACUAGCUGCUAAUGCUUACUAG
Oppiella nova is the source of this 792-nucleotide messenger RNA. The record is from the annotation of a GenBank genome assembly. Lineage: Eukaryota; Metazoa; Arthropoda; Arachnida; Sarcoptiformes; Oppiidae.